Molecule: messenger RNA, 1027 nt
Organism: Schistosoma margrebowiei
Lineage: Eukaryota; Metazoa; Platyhelminthes; Trematoda; Strigeidida; Schistosomatidae
Source: the annotation of a GenBank genome assembly
GGGUGAUAUGAUAUAAAUAGUUUACUUUCCACUUUAAUUAAAACUCAAUAAUUAAAUUGUUAAAGGAGAUGAGUAUAUUUGAUUAAAAUCUUAUAUUCAUAAAUAUUUCAUCAUUUAUUUGUCAAGAUUCUUCAUUGGAAAUCUAGUAAUUUAACACAAACUAUGUUCAAUUACGUUUGUUUGUUCCUUUCAUAUUCAUUAUUGUGGAGUAUUCAAUGUGAACAUCAAGAAUUCAGUUCUUUUACUAAUACUACUAAAUCAACAAGUGUUGCUGAUAACAGAUCAAUUCAAAUUAAAGGAAUUCUUCCAGGUGUUGGUUUGUUUAUUGGAAUUUUAUUUAUUCUUAUAUUACUUAUAAAGUGUUGUAAGCCUGAUAAAUUAAAUAAUAAUAUGAGUCGAAAUAAAAUAUUAUUUUCACAUCAUGAUGAAACUAAAAUUUGGUCGACAAAUUUAGAAAAUGAAACUACUCAAGAGUACGAUGAUUUACAAAAUGACAAUGAUGAAUAUAAUUGUAAUGAGAAUACCAUUACAAAUAGUUCUGCGUAUAUAAUGCAGUCAAUUGACGAUGAUACGUCAUCAUUGGACUUGGAAACACAAGAGAUGGAUAAAAACAAGUGGUGUACUAUGUCAAACAAUGUUACAUCAUUCACAAUGGAGAAAAAGCAGACAUAGAACCAGUGUUUAUACAUAAAUCAUUUCAAAUCUAAUACAUUCUCAAUAACUGGCAAACAUAAAUCAACCGUAACGAAACAAGACAGUGAUAGAAAUGAAAAAUGAUUAGAUCAAACGACUUAACUGGUUAUAUAUUUCAUUUGUUUAUACAUUCAUUGACACUAAUAUAUUUAUAUAUACGAAUUUCAAUAAUUUCUCAAGUUUAAUCGGAUUAUUCAAAAUAUAACGUCCGGUAACAAAAAUUGAUAGCUAUGAGAUAUUUCUUCAGAGAAGUCAUGAACAUUAUAAUCACUACCUAGUAAUAUUAUGUUUUUUUAAAAAUGAACUCAAAUGGUAUUGAUUAAUACACAUAUAU